UAAAAUCAUUAAAAAAAAUAUUUGUCUUACCAUACAGUCACCAUGAAGGGUCUUGCAAUAUUUUCUGUCCUGUUAUGGGCUUCAACAGCUGCUGCUUUAGUAAACAGAGAUGAAGAUGGACUUCCACUUUUCAAUAUGGAUAGGGAACUUACCAUAGAUGAGAUGCAGGAACUCAAAGAGUUGGUAGCUAAAGAAUUGCAGCUUCGGGAAGAGAAGUUAAAUUCAGUCAGUUAUACGUGCCUAAUUAAUGAUUUCAUGGACGAACUUCUUGCCAACGUACAAACGCUCAUCUUGAAAAACAAUCUUGAUCCAAUUUAUAUUACUGAUGAGAUGACUAUUGACAUUGGUAUAGGCAAGACUACGUUGUCGGAAGGCCAGUUAAACGACACUCAUACCAUCAUGAGGUAUGAAAAUGCUUCUUUGUCUUAUGACACCGACACUAAACAACUGGUUGCUGAUAUGGUAUUAAGAUUUGAAGACUUAAAGUUUAUUUUUAAAUAUCACACCAAAGUUGGCCUAAUAAGCAUGACAGGACAUCUUCAUGGAGACGUCGAGCACAUUCACAUCCACGUGAAGAUGGGAUUUGAUUUCAAAUCAGCUUUGAUGUUUGUCGAUUCUAUUGAUUUUAAACAUACUGGGAGCAUUUCUCUUAAAGUAUCUGGAAACGCCUUAAUCGACUGGAUAACAAACGCCAUGUCAACUGUCCUUACUGGAAUACUACAUAACCUCAUACUGGAUAUAAUUAAAAAUAUGAUCGCCAGCCCUAUCGACACAGUGGUUGAUUUAAUCAAUCAAAUGUUACAUCCUAGUUUAUUGGGCUAAACAAAAUUUAUUUACAUUUCUUUCAAUAAACGCAAUUGUUUAUUUCUUUUAAAAAAAUGUGUUGAAAUUAAUAAAAAUAUUUUCGAA
This is a messenger RNA of Anthonomus grandis grandis, 909 nucleotides long. RefSeq lists its product as uncharacterized. Bases 43 to 822 code for a protein of 259 amino acids. The record is from RefSeq and is a predicted model, not a curated record. Gene Ontology annotation, molecular function: lipid binding. The transcript is spliced from 5 exons. Lineage: Eukaryota; Metazoa; Arthropoda; Insecta; Coleoptera; Curculionidae.